Molecule: messenger RNA, 1408 nt
Organism: Cajanus cajan (pigeon pea)
Lineage: Eukaryota; Viridiplantae; Streptophyta; Magnoliopsida; Fabales; Fabaceae
Product: purine permease 1
Cellular component (GO): membrane
Molecular function (GO): purine nucleoside transmembrane transporter activity
Source: RefSeq, a predicted model, not a curated record
CAUGAGUAAGCAUCGUGAUGUUAUAAUAGAAGAUAGAAGUUGCAUUAUUGGAAACAGUAGUAGAGUUGAAGAAGAAUCAGAGUUGCAGACAUGGCCGAAGGAAGCGAAGCAGACCAAGACAAAUCCAUGAAGAAACUUCUCCUCAUAGUAAACUGCGUUCUCCUCUGCAUAGGAACCUCCGGCGGCCCCCUCAUCAUGCGCCUCUACUUCCUCCGCGGUGGCCACCGCGUCUGGCUCUCCAGCUUCCUCGAAACAGCCGGCUUCCCCGUCAUGCUCCUCCCCCUCGCCGUCUCCUACUUCCGCCGCCGCCGCAUCGCCGCCGCCGCAGGCGCAUCCGCCAAACCAAGCCUCGUCUCCAUGAAGCCCCCUCUCCUCCUCUUCUCCGCCGUCAUCGGAAUCCUCACCGGCCUCGACGACUACCUCUACGCCUACGGCGUCGCGCGCCUCCCGGUCUCCACCUCCGCCCUCAUCAUCGCCUCCCAGCUCGCCUUCACCGCGCUCUUCGCGUUCCUCCUCGUGAAGCAGAAGUUCACCGCGUAUUCCGUCAACGCCGUUGUUUUGCUCACCGCCGGCGCCGGCGUGUUGGCCCUCCACACCAGCGGCGACCGCCCCGCCGGCGAGUCCACGAAGGAUUACGUCAUGGGGUUCCUCAUGACCGUCGUCGCCGCCGCAUUGUACGGCUUCGUUUUACCCUUGGUGGAGUGGGUCUACAAAAAAACCCAACAACCUAUCACUUACUCUCUCGUUAUGGAAAUUCAGUUCGUUAUGUGCUUCUUCGCCUCCCUCUUCUGCUUCAUUGGGAUGAUUAUAAACAAAGACUUUAAGGUGAUUCCGAGGGAAGCUAUGGAAUCCGAACAUGGAGAAGCAAAUUAUUAUAUAGUGUUGGUGGGGAAUGCUAUAGUAUGGCAAGCAUUUUUCUUAGGAGCCAUUGGGGUUAUAUUUUGUGGGUCGUCUUUGUUGUCGGGUAUUUUAAUUGCGGUUUUGUUACCGGUAACCGAGGUUUUGGCGGUUAUAUUCUACAAAGAGAAGUUUCAAGCGGAGAAAGGGGUGUCUCUGUUCCUCUCGAUUUGGGGCUUUGUGUCGUAUUUCUAUGGGGACAUUAAACACGCGAGGGAAAUGAAGAAGAAGAAGAAAAGUGAGAUAGAAACAGUGUUGCCUCAGUAUUCGUGACUGCAACGGUGUAUGCUUUGAAAUUGGUAGGGCAUUCUUGAGGAUAGGAACCCCUUUCCUUCUUUCGGUCACAUUAAUUCAUCAUGCGCGACAACAUUGACUACUUUGGGUCAAAUCCAACAUCAUAAGUGAUAACUAUAGAUUCUUGUUUAUAUAUGGUUGUAGUUUCGUCCAUGAAUAAUAAAUAUGUGUGGUCAAUUUUAUCAAAUAAGAACCCUAUCCUGAUUCCAUAUUGCAA